AUGACCGACGGCGUGAGUCCCGACGCCGCCAUGACCACGGUGCAGGUCCUUCCUGUCGUGGGUCAGAGCUCAGAUUUCACUGAUGACGAGGAUGAGAACAACCCCUCGACUACAGUACACCCUGAGUACAUCCUGAGUACAUCCUCCUUCUGUGCAUGGUUCAUUUGGGUACAACUUUGUUUACAUUUUGUUCCAUGUAAACAGUCAGUCUUCAGCUACGUCGACGGAGACACCGAAGACCAGGAAUCGACGCCCAUCAUCCCCUGCACUUCGCCCGCGUCCCCUGAUGACCCCGCCCACGCCCCCGUCAUCCCCCACGCCGAGGCUUUCACGUCCGCGCUGCAGGGCGGCGCCGCGCAAGACCACCUUCGGCCGGAUAGCGCUGAGACCAACGUCCUAGGCUUCAAAGGCCCGAGGAAGAUGACCGUCGUGCUCCCGGGGAUGACUGCGGAUCACCAGAGAGUGGAGUUUCGGGCAAGUGGAGAGCACGACAGCCUCAUAGACCGCUGGAAGAGUAAAAAUAUGGACCAGCUCAUCGAACUGUGCAACAAGACCCCGGUGUGGAACGACGACACGCAGAGUUACGUCCUCAAUUUCCACGGGCGAGUCACUCAGGCCUCCGUCAAGAAUUUCCAGAUCGUCCAUGAGAGUGAUGUGGAGUAUAUCAUCAUGCAAUUUGGACGCGUGGCUGAGGAUGUCUUCACUAUGGACUACCGAUACCCUAUGUGCGCACUCCAAGCUUUUGGCAUAGCACUGUCUUCGUUCGAUUCGAAAUUAGCAUGUGAAUAAUAGAUAACUUUGUAAUGCUAGAUAUAUUCCUUUGUUUCUUCUUCAUCUUAUUCAUAUUCUCUUUUUUCUUUUCUUUUUUCUUCCAAAUGUUUUUUUUCUCUCUUUUUUUUUUCUGGGGGGGAGGACGGUGCGACGGUAGAGUGUGUUCCGUUUUAGGUUUUUAAAAGAGGCAGUUGUUUCUGAUGGGAAGGGAUAAGCAAGCUGCCACUAACUGUUAAUCGUCAUGCUAUGAAAGCGCUAAACAGGACAGUACUGUGAUGCCUUAAACAUUGGUCUUUUUGCCUGUAAAUGAAGAUGACUGUGCGAUGACUCUUCAUUGUCUCUGAAUAGUACCAUUUAUUUUUUUUCUGUUGUAGGAUUUUCUCUAAUUUUAUUACUGUUGUUGGGAUUUUUUUUACUUGUUUUAUAACUAUUGUAGUUUUUUUUUUCUAUUGAUGUCAUAGAUACUAAUUUUUUUCGUAUUUUGUUUUCGAAGAUCCAAGUAUACAUCCUUGCAAGCAGUUUGUUGCAAGAUAAUCGUGGCAUUCAUAUCAUUCCCUUUCUUUCUUUUUUUCUUUUCCUUUUUCUUUUAUAUUUUAAUCUGUAGACCCCACUUUGCUGUACAACUUUAAGGCGGAAAACUGUAUAACAUAGUUCACAAUUUAUUAUAUAAUUUCCAAGGUAUGGUUCGUAUUUUUAUAUGUGAUUCUUUGUAAAGUUUCUGUUUGAUUUAAUGGGAACAGAGUGAGGUAUUAUAAAAAUCUGUAUAUUAGUUAUAUGUCACUCAUGGAAUCAUAAUUCUUGGUAACAUAACUUGAAACUUAUUAAUAAUAUAUUAAUAUUUUUUAUUGUUAUUUACAAAAGAUGAGUAAUCUUUUAUCGUUAAGGAUACAAAUCUACAAAUAUCUGCCUGAUAUUAAAGUUUCAUUGUUUUUUAAUCUUAAGUUUUAUAUUUAUGAAAUUGGUUAAUUGAUUAACUGUAUAAGCCUUUCUUAUAACAAACUAAUACUUUUAUAGGAUAUAAACGUUGAAACGGGACCUUAUUCCUCUCAGUAUAUGAAAUCUGCUAGGUCUCCAUC
Penaeus monodon (black tiger shrimp) is the source of this 1847-nucleotide messenger RNA. It is a transcript of the gene ktub, whose product is annotated as tubby protein homolog. The coding region runs from base 1 to 789 and encodes 262 amino acids. The record is from RefSeq and is a predicted model, not a curated record. Gene Ontology annotation, cellular component: cilium. The transcript is spliced from 6 exons. NCBI's taxonomy places the organism in Eukaryota, Metazoa, Arthropoda, Malacostraca, Decapoda, Penaeidae. Gene Ontology annotation, biological process: protein localization to cilium.